Molecule: messenger RNA, 4211 nt
Organism: Apodemus sylvaticus (European woodmouse)
Lineage: Eukaryota; Metazoa; Chordata; Mammalia; Rodentia; Muridae
Gene: P3h2
Product: prolyl 3-hydroxylase 2
Exons: 15
Coding region: 492-2600 (702 amino acids)
Biological process (GO): collagen metabolic process
Cellular component (GO): endoplasmic reticulum
Molecular function (GO): procollagen-proline 3-dioxygenase activity; iron ion binding; L-ascorbic acid binding
Source: RefSeq, a predicted model, not a curated record
CCCUCCCCUUCUCUAGCGCUUUUCAGGCAGACUGAAAUGGCCCUUCAUGUUGCAUCUAAGGGUGAAAGACCGCAAGGAGCAAGUCCACAUAGAUUCCAGAAAACGACUGUGGGCCUCACUUUCCCACGUGCGGAAGAUAAAGCAACACCAUUGUUUUCUACCAUCCACCAGGGACCCCACACGCAAAACUCGUCCUCCCGGGGUCGGCCUCUCACCACUGCGCUAGCUCUCAGACUGCUGGAGCGCAGCUCGCGGAGGCUCGGCGGCAGGAGGAGCGUGUGAGCUGGAGGCGUCCCUUUAAGAGCGGCCAGCCGGGCGAGCCUCCGCCUCCAGGACCGCAGCGCUGCCGGCGGUCACCUGGGGCUGUCGCACAGCAGGGUCCCGGCAGGACCAGCGCACUAAGCCCUCGGAGUCCGCGUGGGGGCUCGAACUUGAGGUGCGGCGGGCCAGGCAAAGAGCGCGGCGGUCCCCUUCCACGGGUCCGGCGGAGGAUGCGGGAGAGCACGUGGGUGUCGCUGCUGUUGCUGCUGCUGCUCGCGCCGCAGCGGGGCAGCCCCCAGGACGGUCGCCAGUCCCCUGAGCCGGAGCCCGAGCGCGGCCCGCUGCAGCCCUUCGACCUACUAUACGCCAGCGGCGUGGCUGCCUACUACAGCGGCGACUACGAGCGUGCGGUGCGGGACCUGGAAGCCGCCCUGCGCAGCUACCGGCGCCUGCGGGACAUCCGCACGCGCUGCGCCCGCCACUGCGCGGCGCGCCGCCCGCUCGCGCCCCCAGGCGCCGGCCCCGGAGCCGAGCUGCCCUUCUUCCGCGCGGUGCUAGAGCGGGCGCGCUGCUCCCGCAGCUGCCAGAGCCAGCGCCUGGGAGGCCCCGCGUCCCGCCAUAGCGUCAGCGAGGACGUGCGCAGCGACUUCCAGCGCAGAGUGCCCUACAACUACCUGCAGAGGGCCUACAUCAAGCUCAACCAACUGGAAAAGGCCAUGGAAGCGGCUCACACAUUCUUCAUGGCCAACCCCGAGCACAUGGAAAUGCAGCAGAGCAUAGAGGACUACAAAGCGACAGCAAGAGUGGAAGCGCCCCUGGUAGACAGAGAAGCCAGGCCGCACCUGGAGAGUUAUAAUGCUGGCGUUAAACAUUAUGAGGCUGAUAACUUUGAAGCAGCAAUCAAGUACUUUGAACAAGCUUUAAGAGAAUAUUUCAAUGAAGAUAUGGAGUGCCGUGCUCUAUGUGAGGGGCCUCAGAGAUUUGAGGAAUAUGAGUACUUAGGGUAUAAAGGUGGUCUUUAUGAGGCAAUCGCAGAUCACUACAUGCAGGUUCUUGUCUGUCAGCAUGAGUGUGUGAGGGAACUCGCCACCCGCCCAGGCCGCCUCUCACCAAUCGAGAACUUUCUUCCCUUGCAUUAUGACUACCUCCAGUUUGCCUACUACAGAGUUGGUGAAUAUGUGAAAGCCUUGGAGUGUGCCAAAGCCUACCUGAUGUUCCAUCCCGACGACGAGGAUGUCCUGGACAAUGUAGACUUCUAUGAGAGUCUGCUGGAUGACAGCACUGACCCAGCAUCCAUUGAGGCCCGAGAGGAUUUAACAGCAUUUGUCAAACGUCAUAAACUUGAAGCUGAACUCAUCAAGUCAGCUGCAGAAGGCCUGGGAUUUUCAUACGCUGAACCGAAUUACUGGGUCAGUUAUGGAGGACGGCAGGAUGAGAACAGAGUCCCUUCAGGAGUGAAUAUGGAUGGGACAGAAAUUCAUGGAUUGUCAAUGGGAAAGAAGUCACCACCCAAGAUAGGUCGAGAUCUAAGAGAAGGUGGCCCUCUGCUCUAUGAGAACAUCACCUUCGUCUACAACUCCGAACAGCUGAACGGGACUCAACGGGUUCUUCUAGAUAACGUCCUGUCGGAAGAGCAGUGCCGGGAGCUCCACAGUGUGGCGAGUGGAAUCAUGCUGGUUGGUGAUGGAUACCGAGGGAAAACGUCACCCCACACACCCAACGAGAAGUUUGAAGGAGCAACUGUUUUGAAAGCACUCAAAUUUGGUUAUGAAGGCCGGGUGCCACUCAAGAGUGCAAGGCUGUUCUAUGACAUCAGCGAGAAGGCUCGGAAGAUUGUGGAAUCCUAUUUCAUGCUGAACUCAACCCUGUAUUUUUCCUAUACACACAUGGUCUGCAGAACAGCCCUGUCUGGGCAGCAGGAUCGAAGAAAUGACCUCAGUCACCCCAUCCAUGCAGACAACUGCCUGCUGGAUCCAGAAGCCAAUGAGUGCUGGAAGGAGCCUCCUGCCUACACCUUCCGGGACUACAGUGCUCUCCUGUAUAUGAAUGACGACUUUGAAGGAGGAGAAUUCAUCUUCACGGAAAUGGAUGCUAAAACUGUGACUGCUUCUAUAAAACCAAAGUGUGGGCGAAUGAUCAGCUUCUCCUCUGGAGGCGAGAACCCUCAUGGGGUGAAGGCAGUCACCAGAGGCCAGCGCUGUGCUGUGGCACUGUGGUUUACCCUAGACCCUCUUUACCGAGAACUGGAGCGGAUACAGGCGGAUGAAGUGAUUGCCAUCUUGGAUCAAGAACAGCGCGGGAAGCAUGGGCUGAAUAUUAACCCCAAAGAUGAGCUAUAGAAAAGAGAGUGUUCUAUUGACUAUUUAUUGAAAUAGAUAAUCUUAUGAGAACCUUUUUAUUUUUGUACAGAGCCGUGGUAUGAAUUAACAGGAUACUGAGAGUCGUUAGAUUCCCCCUCUGUUCCUACCUUUGCUCGCUUUGCUGUCUUUCGGUCUUAACUGAUUUUCUUCAGUUCAUCAUUCAGAGCCCAGUCACACCUUCAAGCACACACCACACCGAGUCACAACACACAUACUCUACAUGCCACACAGGUAAAUGAAGAACAUAAAUUUACUACAGAAGCACAGUCAUCCAUUUACACAUAACACAAACUCCAAAACACAUCACACAUACAUGAACAUACCCAAACACAUGCCCCCCAGAUAUACAAACACUACAUCUCUGUCUCUCUGUCUCUCUGUCUCUCUCUCCCUCUCCCUCUACCUCUCCCUCUCUCUUUCCCCCCACCACACACACACACACACACACACACACACACAGUUAAAUUGCUGCUGUGUAUUCAGAAACUCAACAUAAUAGGCUGGUCCUCAGCCCCCCACAGCUAGAGUGCACCCUGAGUCUAAAGAUGGACUGUGAAUUGGUCUCAGGCCUCUGUGGUUUGCUGCCUUCCCCCAUCACCUUUCAUGGUACUGAUGGCUGAGAGUUCAGACUCUUCACAGCAAGCUUGCCUUGUAUCUGAGGAGCCCCUGGUACACCAUCUUCCAGGCCCCAAGAAUCACAGAGAGUGGCAUCUUUCAAGCUUGAGGAAGCCACCACUGGAAUAAGGACUGUGACAUAAGACCCCCUUGGGUAGAAUGUAAAGAUUGGUAUUUUCAGCAGAAGUUCUGAUUCCCCUCCACAGUGCUCUGCAAGGGCACCUCUGAGUUGUCCUUAAACAGGCACAAAGAGGUUCCGGCAGGGUAGGUGCACACCAGUGAUAAUGGAAGAAGAGACAUCUUUAAUUCCCCUGCCCCGGGCACUUUUGCUAAGCUGCUGGAGAGGGGCUGCUGCUGGGGUAAAUUCAGAACUGUUUCUCACAGGCUACCUCUGGUGGGCAGCCUUUUCUCUGCUCUGCUGUCAGCUCACAGAGGCAUGCUGUGUCUGAGGUGUUUAAUAAAGGAAUCCUUGUUACAGCAUUUGUCUUCUGAUGCACACCCAUUUUAUCUUCCAGUGAUGCCUUUGUAACUAUUUAGGACAACCGGGAAGCAAUGGACCAUGACAACUCUGCCAGCAGACAGUGGGCUGCAGGAAAGUGGGUAGCUUGCUUUGGAGGGAACAGGACUGGCCAGCAAAUUGGAGUGUUAAUUCAGAGAACUUAAAGACUGAGGGGUUCACUACAAAGGCUCUGCUCUGUCUUACUCUAGCCUACAGGAGACCACACUUGUAGGUACCGGGACCUGCAAGGCUUGUGACGUCAUACAAGUGACAAUUAAGACAAUGUAUAGGUCUGUUGCCAAGGCAACAGCCGCCGUAUACCCAGAAUUCCAUGGCCCACCUUUACCUGUAAUUACAUCAUCACCCGUAUAUAACUGGGCAGCGUUUCUCCCCCUCCCUCUUUUCUCUCUUUCUCUUCUUCCUUCCCGCCCGCUACCCCUUUCUCCAUCUUAAAUAAAGUCCCACGUGGAACUGUU